AUGGUCUCCAACUCCGCCCCGCAGGCUCCCGCUCCCGGCAGCUCCCGCGGCAGCUUGGAGCCUACGUGCCGCCCGCCUCCAACUCUCAUUGGUCCUGGAAGCCGCCCCUCCCCUGAGCCCACCAAUAGGCACGCCCAUUUCGCGCUCCCAGACGGACCGCAGCUCCCGCGCGUGCGCGCUCCGCCUCCCCGGCGCGGGCUGGCGGUGCCCACUGAGCCCAGCCGGGCACUGGCUACCCUGGAGGAAGCGGAGGCCGCGGGUCGGCUCGAGACGCCGCAGGACGAUGAGGACGAAGAGGAGGCGCUGCCGCACUCUGAGGCGGUGGACGUGUUCCAGGAAGGCCUCGCCAUGGUGGUGCAGGACCCGCUGCUCUGCGAUCUCCCGAUCCAAGUGACUUUGGAAGAGGUCAAUUCCCAAAUAGCACUAGAAUAUGGCCAAGCAAUGACAGUCCGGGUGUGCAAGAUGGAUGGAGAAGUGAUGCCUGUGGUUGUAGUGCAGAAUGCCACCGUCCUGGACUUGAAGAAGGCCAUCCAGAGAUAUGUACAGCUCAAGCAGGAGCGCGAAGGGGGCAUUCAGCACAUCAGCUGGUCCUACGUGUGGAGGACAUACCAUCUGACCUCUGCAGGAGAGAAGCUCACAGAGGACAGGAAGAAGCUCCGAGAUUAUGGUAUCCGGAAUCGGGAUGAGGUUUCCUUCAUCAAAAAGCUGAGGCAAAAGUAAACCUCCAGAUAAGGACGACUCUAUUCACUGGUGGUCGAGCUUUUUCCCAGGAGGAUGGUGCCCUCGAGUCAUGGUCCCUCUUUCACAGAAAGGAUGGUGAGGUGGCCUCAGCCCAGCUGUGUCCACCUGGAGCUGUCAGCAUGAACCCUGCAGCCCUCAGGACUAGGACUGGGUGCACCAGUGCUCCUUUCUUUCCUGUACGCUUGGCCUGAGCCUACCUCUCCCUGGGCCCAAAUACCCUGAUCACAUGGCCAGUCCCACAGGGCUAUGGGCCUGGCGCUGUGUACAGAAUAAACCUGUUUGGUUCUUACUU
Molecule: messenger RNA, 1033 nt
Organism: Propithecus coquereli (Coquerel's sifaka)
Lineage: Eukaryota; Metazoa; Chordata; Mammalia; Primates; Indriidae
Gene: SNRNP25
Product: small nuclear ribonucleoprotein 25kDa (U11/U12)
Exons: 6
Coding region: 1-720 (239 amino acids)
Biological process (GO): mRNA splicing, via spliceosome
Cellular component (GO): U12-type spliceosomal complex
Source: RefSeq, a predicted model, not a curated record